AUGGAACUCAUGGAGCUUGUCGAGAACGAGCCCACUGCUCGCCCCUUCCAGUGCGACUGGCAGUCGUGCAACAAGAGCUUCAACAGGAAGUCUGACUUGCAGAGACACUACCGCAUUCACACCAACGAGCGUCCUUACUCCUGCACAACGCCCGGCUGUGGCAAGAGCUUCAUCCAACGAAGUGCUCUCACUGUCCACAUCCGCACCCACACGGGAGAGAAGCCUCACCAAUGUCAGCACAUUGGCUGUGGCAAGCGAUUCUCUGAUUCUUCGAGUUUGGCCAGACAUCGCCGCAUCCACACUGGCAAACGCCCUUACAAGUGCGCCCACGAUGGCUGCCUGAAGAGCUUCUGCCGCAAGACCACCAUGGUCAAGCACCAGAGAAGAUCUCACCAACGUGGUCUCCACCCCAACGAGCUUUUGGACGACUGCACAUCAGACUCCGACAGUGGCGAGUCCCCUUCAACCCCGAAGCACGCCGGCAUGCAAUGGCCUCCUCAAGGCGUGAUGGCCAUGAACCAUCCCGGUAUGGGUCAUGCCAUGCACCGAGCUGCCUCAUUUGCCGACUUCGGCCAGCACAUGAACGGUUACCCGAUGCCUCAACAGCAGCAACAGCAACACUACGGCGCGCACCGUCAUAGCCUUUCUUCCGGCGGAGCACACGAGGUCCAAGGUAUGGUCCACGAGCAGCAACACCCCGGUGUACACAUGCUGCAGCGAACCGCCAGCAUGGGCCAGCACUCGUACUACGUGACGGAGCAGGGCAACCCGGGGGUCGCUACCAUGAACACGGCCAUGCCCCAGCAGUACGGACAAGUGCCCCGGCAACAACAGCCGCAGGUUGAUGUACCGUACUCUCAACCUGGUAUGAACCAAUCCAUCCAAAGCAGCCCGAGCAGCUUCUCGGCCGCAUCGGGUAGGAGCCCAUCCAUGCAGGAAGGGUUUUAUACUCACCAGCCAACCCAAGCAGCCACGUAUGCCUUGCAUCAUGCCUCCCCCGUCAUCGAGCAACAACAAGCCGGCAUGGUCCCGUACCCGCACCAGCAGAUGCAGCAGCAGAUCCAUACCCCCCAACCGAUCCCGACUCAGGCACCGCAGCCUCCGCCUCAGCAAGUCAGCCAGUACGCCUCACCGACACCCCAGGCCCAGCCCGAAGAGUACUGGAACGGCGUCCCGUACCAGGCACCGGUCGAAGUUGCGACGAUCGGCCAGCUGCCGACCUACGGCUCCGGCGUGUACGACCCCUGGGGCGGCCCCAAGAUCGAGUUCGAGGACCCUUCAAUGCAGCUCCCGUCCGCACGGAUCGAGAACAUGUAA
Molecule: messenger RNA, 1317 nt
Organism: Colletotrichum godetiae
Lineage: Eukaryota; Fungi; Ascomycota; Sordariomycetes; Glomerellales; Glomerellaceae
Exons: 4
Coding region: 1-1317 (438 amino acids)
Biological process (GO): regulation of transcription by RNA polymerase II
Cellular component (GO): transcription regulator complex; chromatin; PcG protein complex
Molecular function (GO): DNA-binding transcription factor activity, RNA polymerase II-specific; RNA polymerase II cis-regulatory region sequence-specific DNA binding
Source: RefSeq, a predicted model, not a curated record